CGAGUCUUACCACUCUCUUCGUUCUUUACCAGAGUCUGUCUGUCCAGCAGUCUGUCCUUCUUUUCUUGUGCCUUGCCAGUCAAGCAUCCACAGUCUUUAUCUCAUUCUCAACGGCUUCGGUCCGAUCACCUCUCUUUACACAACCGCCGCUCGGCUCCAGCUUCCAGUCCUUUCUGCAAGACAGAUUUAUCCAUUUGAAACCUUAUCCGACUCAUCAGACUCGACAGACUCACAGUGUUCACGAACAAUCUCGAAUUUCGAACAAAAGCCACACUAGAAAGAUUCAGGUGUACAUAUUUGCACUCACAAACACCAAGAUGCGUUUCCAGCAGAACCUCGUUUCCCUGGCCGCAGCUGCUCUCUGGGCCAGUGUGGCGACUGCCAUUCAGCCCCCCUCGGUCAACGGGCUCAACCUUGUCUGGUUUGAUGCCUUCCGCGGCUCGGCUGGCUCUCCCCCCGAUCUCAACACCUGGACCAUUCUGGACGCUGUCCAUGUCAACAAUGAGGUUCAGGACUACACGACCGCCAACAGCAACCUGCAGAUUAGCGGCGGCGAGUCUAUUCAGUUUGUUCCUCGCAAAGACUCCAGCGGUGCUUGGACUUCAGGUCGUAUUGAGACCAAGGAGUCUUGGACUCCGGCGCCCGGCAAGGUCAUGAAGCUCGCCGCCAGCCUGCUCAUGGGCACGAACCCUCGCGAGAUGAAGCAGGGCAUCUGGCCCGCCUUCUGGGCUCUGGGAGACGCCAUGCGCCACGGCACUGAGUGGCCCCUGGCCGGCGAAAUCGACAUCUUUGAGCAGGUCAGCGGCCACGACCAGGGCUGGGGUACCGUGCACUGCGGUCACAUGGGUGGCGGUCCCUGCAACGAACCCUCUGGUCUCCAAACAAGCACCGUCUUGCCUGCUGACGGUGUCUUCAAUGAGUGGGCCGUCACCAUUGACCUGACGAACCCUGACUGGCGGGCUCAGACCCUGACCUGGCAGUUGAACGGCAACACCUUCAAGAGCCUCUGUGGUGCCGAUCUCGGUGACGAAGCUACCUGGGCGACCCUCGCACACAGCCCGCUGUACCUGACGCUCAACGUAGCCGUUGGUGGCAACUGGCCUGGUCCCCCCAACGAGGCCACCCUCGACGGUUACGGCGCCAUGAUGGAGGUCCACUGGGUGGGCGUCUACUCUUCUUGAGUAGUUACGUGCGAGUCUCUGGAUUAGCAAUGGCUCUCAAGUUCGCUUCUUUUUACAAAGCAAGGUCAACUCCGCAGCAGGGGCCUUGCGCGUCUUCUUCGUUUCUGCAUAUAUACCCCCUUUUGUCGUUAUGACCAGAUGUUGUAGAUACCAAAUUCGAGAUCAACAUACACGCAGCAAAAUAGACAUAGAGGAUGUCGCAACAAUACGAACAUCUCUUUGCUGCCUCUGAAGUCCUUAGGGUUGUUGUUUGUGAACAUGCACAUGGCGAUAGUCCAACCAUCCCGAGUUUGAGCG
Messenger RNA from Microdochium trichocladiopsis, 1478 nucleotides. RefSeq names its product glycoside hydrolase family 16 protein. Bases 318 to 1181 code for a protein of 287 amino acids. Gene Ontology annotation, biological process: carbohydrate metabolic process. The transcript has 2 exons. Gene Ontology annotation, molecular function: hydrolase activity, hydrolyzing O-glycosyl compounds. The record is from RefSeq and is a predicted model, not a curated record. Lineage: Eukaryota; Fungi; Ascomycota; Sordariomycetes; Xylariales; Microdochiaceae.